AUGUCAUCAAAAUUGAAAGAUUUAGCGGACAAAGUUCGAGGAUGGAAACUCGUCCAAAAGGCUUUACCACGGAUCAUCGAAUACGGCCGAGCGGAAGGGAUCCUACAAACUCCAGCUCCACAAGCCAACGCACUCAACAUCAGCGGUGUUGUUUUGGCCGCACAAGAAGAGGCACAUACGCAAAAAGAGACGAAAACUGGUGACAAGGUGAGCACUUCAAAUAUUUUCCCACUUUCCGCGUCUUCGAUCUUUUUUGCUUCAUAUACGACUUCAGAAGUACGGGAAGAGAAACUAAUUAAGGUAAAUUUGCCGACGAAUGAUAUCACAAUGAUGCACGAGGCAAUUCCCUUUCUGCCAGUACCCGUAGCCUUGCUGUGCUUUCUCCUGAAUAUUUUUCUACCCGGAACAGGGACUAUAUUGUCUGGGAUAUCAGCCUUAUGCAUGGGCCAGCCACGAGUGAACCUAAAGGAAGGACGCAAAUUGGUUACUUUGGUAGUAAAUUUGCUUGUUGGAGUGAGUCAAUUCUUCACCAUCACAUUUCUGUUCGUUGGAUGGUUUUGGUCAAUCGCAUGGGGAGGACUGCUCAUCAUUCACUCAAUGCAAUAUCGGGAGGCUCUACAGCAACGUCGCCAAGAAGCAGUGGCAACGGCAGCUAUCGAAGCGCUCACAAAAGAUUCAAUUCUUCACCGACGAGACGUCAAGACACUUGUCAAAACUCACAAACAACAGGCAAAGGAUAAAAGAACGGCUAUAUCUGAUUCAAAAAAGAAAGGGGCUAAGUAA
Messenger RNA from Cooperia oncophora, 783 nucleotides. The record is from the annotation of a GenBank genome assembly. NCBI's taxonomy places the organism in Eukaryota, Metazoa, Nematoda, Chromadorea, Rhabditida, Trichostrongylidae.